This is a messenger RNA of Pygocentrus nattereri (red-bellied piranha), 1749 nucleotides long. It is a transcript of the gene paqr8, whose product is annotated as progestin and adipoQ receptor family member VIII. NCBI's taxonomy places the organism in Eukaryota, Metazoa, Chordata, Actinopteri, Characiformes, Serrasalmidae. The record is from RefSeq and is a predicted model, not a curated record. The transcript is spliced from 2 exons. Gene Ontology annotation, biological process: response to steroid hormone. Gene Ontology annotation, cellular component: plasma membrane. Bases 214 to 1272 code for a protein of 352 amino acids. Gene Ontology annotation, molecular function: steroid binding; nuclear steroid receptor activity.
CUCACUCUGUCACUAGGGACAAUGUGGGCUCCUGCAUACCAACCAACACUAGAUAUGAGUCAGGAAGAGGAGUAAAAUUAUUCUAAUGAAAAUAACCAGCUGGUGUUCUUCAGGUGUCAUCAAAUACCAGACGCAGCACACCUAAGGGCACCUUUUUGCUUCCACACCGGUUUGUCUUUUCUGCUGUUGUCAUUUCCUCUGUAACCCACCACCAUGUCAAGUGGAGCGUCAGGCUGGGUAAGCACCCUUACCCUCAGCAUAAAGCAGCUGGCUGGCAUAAAACGCCUGUCCCACUCCUUGCCCUCCCUGCCAUCGCCCCUGCCCACGCUCAUUGCCUCGGACGUUCCCAUCCUGUUUCGUGAGCCCUACAUCCUGUCGGGCUACCGGCCGGUGGGCCAGCCAUGGUGCUGCUACGUGCUAAGCCUCUUCCAGCAGCAUAACGAGUCCCUGAAUGUGUGGACACACCUGUUGGCGGCCCUUGCCGUGCUGUUGCGCUUCUGGUUCUUCGCCGCCUCCAGUGACUUGAAUCCAGAUGCCUCCUCACUACCUCUUUGCCUCUACAUCUUGUCAGCCCUGAUCUACCUCAGCUUCAGUGCUGCCGCCCACUUGCUGCAAUCACACUCUGAGCUAGCACACUACUCCUUCUUCUUCCUGGACUAUGUGGGCGUGGCCACAUACCAAUAUGGCUGUGCACUGGCCCACUACUUCUACUCCUCCGAGGAGCCAUGGAGGCAGAGCCUUGUGGGGGUGCUGUUCUUGCCUGGAGCAGCUUUGCUAGGCUGGUUAUCGUGCACUAGCUGCUGUUUUGCAAAGCUACACUACCGCCGGCCCUACCCAUUUCGUAGGAAGCUCUUCCAGAUGGUGCCCACCAGCCUGGCCUACUUGUUGGUCAUCAGUCCAGUGGCCUACCGACUGGCCACCAGGGCCUGGGAUGAGACAGAGCUGGUGCUGCACGCAUUGCAGAUGGUCUUUUUCAUGAAAGCUGCUUUCUUCUUCUCCUGCCCAGUGCCUGAGCUCUUCUGUCCGGGAAGGUGUGAUAUUGUAGGCCACGGCCACCAAAUUUUCCACCUCUUCCUGGUUAUGUGCACCAUGUGCCAGAUGGAAGCGGUGUGCACGGACUUCCUGACACAGCAGCGCUUCGUGGUGCAAGUGCAUGGGGAGUGGACCAUCUUGCUAGCUGGAGGUUCUUUUGUUGUCCUGGUGCUUUGCAGUAUUCUAACAGCAGGCCUAAUGCGAAGGAGAGCCCAAAGGCAGCUACAGAAGCAGGAAUGAAGAAAGAGACUGACAUAUGGUUGUGGAAAUUCCACAAUUUUGCUCUGUUCCAGCACUAAGCACACUUCCACUAAGUUUUCAGCAUUUUUGAUUGGUUAAUUCAGGUGUGUUAAGAGCUGAAAUAUAGCAAAAAUGUGUUCCAACUAGAACAAAGGUCUGCAGUUUACCCAUGUUUUAUAGCCACUGGCGGUAAACUGAACUUUUGAUAAAAGUGAUUGGCCACCUAGUGUCAUACCUACCCCUGACUGCAAAAAGCCUUCAUGGUAGCUGCUACCUCUGUUUUUAGUUAUGCUACAUACUUUAGUGUGGGCACAGUGGGCAGCGCUGUUGCUUUACAGCAAGAAGGGCCUGGGUUCGAUUCCCCGGUGGGGUGACCAGGGUACUUUCUAUGUGGAGUUUGCAUGUUUCCACCCAAGGCAUUCAGUCAGGCUAACUGGACAUGCUAAAAAGGCGUGGGUGUAGAUGGAUAUGUCUGUC